CUUUGUCACUGACUUCAAACUUUUAACUUCUGGUAUUCGUCUGUGAUUGUCAAAAAAAAAAACCUUGAUAUGUCAAAACAACGGAAAACCAAAAUAUUUUUGUAAAAUCAGUGCUGUAAAUAAAAACUAUGUUUUCGAAAAGUAAAUAAGUUAUGAAAUCAGUUGUUUUCAUACCCAGGCAUUUAAUUCAAUAGAAAUAAUGUCAGGCGGCAAAUUAGAUGUAAUUUGGUCGCCUGUGCAUCAAGAUAAGUUCAUUGUAUGGGGUCAGGACAUAACCCUAUACGAGGUCUCUCGGCUUCAAGAUAUUGAAAAGAAGACUACAUUUACCCAGUUGUCUUCCACCCGAGGUGCAGUAGUAGUAGCAUCACAGAGUGGGAGUGGAGUGCGAUGUGUAGACGUCAGUGCGAUAGCGGAACACCCUGACCCCCUGCUAGCACUGGGGCAUGCCAGUGGCAGAGUCACACUGACUAGCCUCAAACAGACCUAUGACCCCCUUGGACUAGUUGGAAGGGAAUUCGUGGCGCGGUACCCCCGUCCUUGCAACUCAGUUUCAUGGAACCGCAGAGAAAACAACCUGCUGGCUGUGGGGCUGGAGAAACAUCGCAGUGACAACUGCAUCCUGCUGUGGGACGUGCAGACUUGCAGUACAGAUGACUUUAUAGGUUCUGAUAUCCCGGUAGAGAGUUCGUCCCCCCCUGCGUCGGAGCCGCCGCGCCCCGUGGCGGAGGUGGCGACGGGGGAGACUGCUCACACCGUGUCGUGGUGCGCGUUCGCGCCGCGCACGCUCGUCGCGUCCAUGAACCUGAAGCAUCUCAAGAUUUACGAUCUACGUGAAAGCGGUGGCAAAGCGUGCGGGGUAGCGAACACACGGCAGUGUUUCGGCGCGAGCGCAGCGCCGCAGGGCUGGCUGGUGGCGUCGCGCGGCGAGGGCGGCGUGGCGGUGUGGGACGCGCGGUCUCUGGCCCAGCCCUUGCUCUCUCUGCAGCUGCCCAAGCCGCCGCGCAAGAUUCAGUGGAGCCCUACCAGACGCAACUUGCUGAUCUCGCUGCAGCGCGACUCCAACUCGCUGCGACUGCACGACAUCCAGCAAGCGCACGAGUAUAAGGCUCAGAACUCAUUGGACAGUGUGGUGUCAGCUGCGGCGGCGUUGGAGGAGUGUGAAGCCGAGGCCGAAGAGGGAUCCGCAGUGGAGCGAGAUAUAACUAUCUGCGGGGCGCCGCUGGCGACUUUUGCCUGCCACCCUACGCAGUGCGCGAGGCUAUUGGCUCUCGCAUUAUCGGGGUCCCUGAGUGAGUACACGGUGUGCGAGCGCGUGACGUUGUCGUGGGGGGCCACGGGCACGCUGGCGUGGGCGGGCGCGGGCGCGCUGCGCCGCAUGCACGCGGCCUUCUACGCGCACGUGCCGGACAUCUCGCACGUCGCGCGCACAAGGGCUUCUACAGACUACGGGCUCAAGCCGGACCUCUGGCAGAACGCAGACCUCGCUGAUGACGAGGCACUGAGCGGACUGUGGCAUUUUUUGGCCCUCAGCAAGUCACUCGUCGAAGAUGGAUGUAUUCGGAACAGUCCAUGGAAGCACCCCGGAGUGCGGAGCGUGCUGCGCUCUCCCGGAGAGGGGUAUCGGUCAGAGGUGGUGGCUGCCUUGCUUCCUGAUCUGCCCAACCGGAAAGUUACUAUUUACAGGAGUGCGGAGCGAACGCGCGCGUUGCAGCUGUGCGGCUGGGGCUGGGGCUGGGAAAACGCGGGCGCGGGCGUGGAGCGCGCCGAGGCCGCCGGUACGCCGUGCCGCGCCGCCGCGCUCGCUGCCUUCCAUCUGCGCCUGAGGACCGCGCUGGACGUGCUCGCGCGUGCGCAGGAGCCGCGAUUGCGUAUCGCGGCGCUCGCGCUGGCGCCGGGCGACGAGCGGCUGUGGCGCGAGGCGCUGGCCGCCGCCGCGCCCGCGCUGCCGGACCCCUACCUGCGCGCGCUGUUGUACUUCCUCGCCGCCGCCAACUCGCCCGCGCCCGACCCGCUGCCCGACUACUCCGCUGUGCUCAACGAAACAGAAAUGCGUCUAGAAGACCGAGUGGCGUUCGCGUGCAUAUUCCUCUCCGACACAAAACUGCACGACUAUGUCACACGGAUUUGCGACGAGCUGCGCGCGCGCGGCGACCUGUCCGCCCUGCUGCUCACCGGCAUCAGCAACGACGGCAUUGCCGUGCUGCAGACCUGGCUGGAGAACACUGGGGACGUGCAGUCUGCUGCGUUGGUCGCUGCAAGGUGCUGCCCGCCGGAGCUGCUGCGAGACGCGCGUGUUCGCGCGUGGCUGGCGGAGUAUCGGCAGCUGCUGGACGCGUGGCGGCUGUGGUGGCCGCGGUGCUUGCUGGACACGUGGGUGGCGGCGGCGGGCGCGGGGGAGAUGAGCGGCGCGGGCGGCGCGAGCGCGGGCGUCGCGUGCACGUACUGCGGGAAGCCGGUCGCGGCGGCCGCGCACGCGAGGCCCAGACCGGCGUUCGCGAGGCUGCCCCCACCUGCCGCCAAAAUGAAGCAAAUCUCGUCGUGUCCGAACUGCCGCAAGCCGCUGCCGCGCUGCGGCGUGUGCUCGCUGCACCUGGGCACGGGUGCGGGGGGCGUGGCCGCGUUGCCCGCCGCGCCGCCCGCGCCCCCCGCGCCGCCCGCCGCGCCCGCGCCCGCCGCCACCUUCGGCGGCUGGUUCAGCUGGUGCGUGGCGUGCCGGCACGGCGGACACGCCGCACAUCUGCUGCAGUGGUUCAGUGAACACUCGGAGUGUCCCGUCAGCUCGUGCAGCUGCCGCUGCUCCGCGCUCGACCCGCCGGACCCCGCGCCGCGGCCCCCGCACACGCCCUCCUAGCGACACCGACCUCGCACACGCCAUUUUAUCUCUCUCUAGGGGUCAAACACUGCCACACUUCCUCAAAAACAAAAUCAAUGCGUACUGCAUUAUUCAAAUACUUUACACUUCCUACUAACUUCACUCACAAAACGUAAUAACGUUGUAAUAGCCGUGUUAAUAUAAGCUGGCAUUACAUUCACACAAUGCGUUUGUGUACUUAUCUGUGAAAUAUGAAUAAGCGCAAGUGUCAUGAGAAGGCUCCGUCUCUUCCGCACGCAACCAGACUUAUAAACGUGAUCGAAAAAUGUAUUGUUUUGCUUAUACUAUUAUUAAAUAUAGCGUGAUUUUCUACCACUAAUUUUUUAGGUUGGAAUAAAAAGUUAUAUUAAAAAAAAUCGCUUCUGGCAUAACAAUACUGAGCACAGCUAAAUUUUAAAGUAUUCGCAUCGCAUCGUAUUCGCAAAGUAUCGCAUCCUCUUCUUGCUAGUGUAAUAUGAAAAGGACGGACACAGUUUGACAGUUUUAAAUUUAACUAAGAGCUGUCAAACCUCGUGACGUUAAUGCCAGUCGCGAG
Molecule: messenger RNA, 3407 nt
Organism: Maniola jurtina (meadow brown)
Lineage: Eukaryota; Metazoa; Arthropoda; Insecta; Lepidoptera; Nymphalidae
Gene: mio
Product: GATOR complex protein MIOS-B
Exons: 15
Coding region: 200-2851 (883 amino acids)
Biological process (GO): cellular response to amino acid starvation; positive regulation of TORC1 signaling
Cellular component (GO): cytoplasm
Molecular function (GO): protein binding
Source: RefSeq, a predicted model, not a curated record